This is a messenger RNA of Thlaspi arvense, 399 nucleotides long. Lineage: Eukaryota; Viridiplantae; Streptophyta; Magnoliopsida; Brassicales; Brassicaceae. The record is from the annotation of a GenBank genome assembly.
AUGAGAGGAGUCGGAGGACCGUUGCUGUCAAUCGGAGAUCUUCUCGCCGAUCUCGUUGAAGAAACUGUUGACUCAUCACCGGGAAACGAUCCAAAUCCUGGAAGUUCUUCAAAAUUAGAUCCUGAUGCCAUCUCUGGACCGUUGGAUCUAACCCGACUCUUUCAGGACAACUAUGAUAAACUAAACACUGCGUUUGCUGGUUCUGACCACUCAUGGACAUCUCUCACAGUGGAGCUUUGCACUUCCCUAGAAACUGCAAACAGGUUGGUCCAUGCUACCACCACAAAUGCUAGAUUGUUGUCAGAGAAGGUGGAAGAACUGGAGAAAAUAGUGAAAAGAGGAGACUCUGCAGUAGCAGCUGCAAGAACAGUUCAUUCUACGGUUAACAAGAAAGGAUAG